Messenger RNA from Eurytemora carolleeae, 280 nucleotides. RefSeq lists its product as uncharacterized. The record is from RefSeq and is a predicted model, not a curated record. Lineage: Eukaryota; Metazoa; Arthropoda; Copepoda; Calanoida; Temoridae.
GGAAGGAACUAUGCUUGGUCUACCAUUGUUAGAUAUAUUUCAUUAUAUUCUCUCAUUCACUAAUAUUCUACUAACUAAAGCUUUGGUGACAGAUAGUUGGGAUCUUCCUAGGACUGCAUUUCUACCAGCAUUCUUCAAUGCAGAUCACAUGCAGCAUGCAGAGAUGUAAUAACAAAACAGCAUGUGGAAGUGUCAGAUGAUGUAUAGUAUGGAAAGAUGUAAUUAAUUAUGUCGCAUGCAAUUAUAAUUUUCAAUAAUAAACUCUGUUUUUAUGCGCAAA